AUCGCGUAACUCCAAAGCAGUCGUUUAAAAAUGAUGGCGACGUCCGAUUUUCGGGCGUUGGAAUGGUGGCCUCGCCUCCUUCUUCUUCUUCUCCUCCUCCUCCUCCUCCUCCUCCUCCUCCAUCGCCGUAGUCAAAGACUAGCGCCGCACCUAAUGGACCGCGGCAGUUCAAGAUCGCAUCACGGCAGCGGCAGCGGACGGCGGUUGGACCGCAGCAAGGCCCUCAAGAACGUUGGCUAUGAGGCUGCUGCCGACGUCGAGACUCUGCAAACCUCACCCCACAUAGACCCACACAAGCCGUACGGCGACCUGCCCAACCUGAGGAUGCGGGGUUUCGAUGGCGAGUUCGAUCGCAUCUGCCGCAAUCUCGGCUUCUCCGACCCGGAGGAUUUCGGGAUCCCGCCAUCCGUCUGGGAGGAGGCGCGGAAGGAACGCUCGUCGUCCGACAACUUCCUCUUUGCCACUUCCCGCGAUUCCUUCUCGCGGUCUCCGCCUAGCUUGUCCUCCGAUGACUUUGUCUUUACCCCUCCCCGCGAUUCCUUCUCGCAAUCUCCUCCCACGGUGUUGACCGAACGGAGGGUUAAGGAGCCCGUGAACAGCGUACCUGUACCUCCUCUUGAUCUUAGUAGAGGAGGUGAGAGGGUUAGGCGAGCGGUUGAUCUUUCGAAUAUUAUGCUGCCGAAUUGGAUGGCCGAAUUGAGUCUCAGCCCUCCGCCUCCGAUCUCUCUACCUCGCGGCGACGACCGCAGCUCCUUUGUGGAGUAUUUUGUUCCCUAUCGUGAUGAAGAACGUCCUACCUCCGGACUGGAUGAUGAGGAGAGGAGACCGUCAGAAUCCGAUGAGGAUCAGGUGAGCGAGGACGGGAAGUACACUGGGAGGGGAGCUUCUGAUGUAGAAUCAAGCCAUGACGGGGAGAAUUUGAUGACGAGGCUGCGGGAAACGGACAGUGAGCUUACUGAAUUGACAUGGGAGAGUCCUGGCGACCCUUCGUCGGGGAAUCCUGCCAACUCUUCAUCAGCAGAGGUGGUUGUAACACCCAGCGCAAUGUUGAGGAGGAAUAUGUUGUUUUGGGAGAGAGUCGAAUAUCUUGGAAGUGGCUCGUUUGGGACUGUAUUUAAGGCUAUCAGUGAUGAUGGAUUUUUCCUUGCUGUCAAAGAAGUCUCCUUGCUUGACCAAGGAAACGAUGCCAAACAACGCAUAUUUCAGAUGGAGCAGGAGAUUGCACUCUUGAGCCGUUUUACACACCAGAAUCUAAUUCAGUUUUAUGGAACAGACAAGGAUGGUUCAAAAUUGUUCAUCUUUCUUGAACUUGCUACUCAAGGAUCUUUGGUGUCAAUUUAUCAAAAGUAUCAUUUGCAUCACUCUCAAGUGUCCGCUUAUACCCAACAAAUUUUGGAAGGACUAAAUUAUCUACAUAAUCAAGACGUGGUGCACAGAGAUAUUAAAUGUGCAAAUAUUUUGGUUGAUGCAAGUGGAUCAGUGAAGCUCGCUGAUUUUGGCUUGGCAAAAGAGAUAUCUAAGUUCAACUGGGCAAAAUCUUGCAAAGGAACUGUGUAUUGGAUGGCUCCAGAGGUUGUGAAGACCAAGCCAUAUGGACCUUCAGCUGAUAUAUGGAGCCUGGGCUGCACCGUUUUAGAGAUGUUGACUCGUCGACCACCUUAUCCUAACAUAGAAUGGAUAGAAGCUUUUUAUAAGAUUGGUAGCGGUGAACUACCAGUUAUUCCUAAUUCAUUGUCUGAAGAGGCUCGUGAUUUCAUCAAAAAGUGCUUAAGAUUUAAUCCUGAUGAUCGGCCCACCGCUGCUCAACUUUUGAAACAUCCAUUUGUCAAACAAUCACGUCGAGAUUCUACUGGUUCUAGACAAUUUUCACCGAUGACAGCAGGAUCCAGGCUACAAUGAUUAUGAAUUGCCAUGGAAGGAGAGCAUGUGUUUGGUGCUACCUCAUUCAGACAAUCGUCUCGCCUCACCUCAACUUUUGCAUGUGUGGCUGAAUCAUAAACCAAUCAACUGAUCUUAACAUGCAAGGGCCAUGGCCAAUGUGCGUUCUUCCAUGUGCUGGACAAACCUCUAGGAAAAACUGCAAAAAUCGUGGCUCAUCCCCAUAACUCACUGCAACCUUCCAGGUCAGGAACCAACCUUUGUUUUCUGCCACAGUUACUUCUUCCACUCGCAUAUCAAUGAGAAUGAGCAAGUGCUGAAUCCCUGUCGAGCAGUGUGUCAUAGGUGAAGUGUCAUCCUUGAGACCUCUGAUUAUGUUUAGAACUUUGGAGUGCGUUAACUAGACUACAAAGACAGCAAACUUCCAGGUCUGGAAUUGAUUUGCGUUUUGUGCCACAGCUUCUUCCACUUGAAUAUCAGUGUUAAUGAGCAGUGCUGAAUUUGAAUCCCUGUUGACGAAUGAGCAGUGAGUCUUAGCGCAGAGUCAUCCUAGCCCUUAACCUUUGGCUGUGCUUAAGACUGCAUUAACAUAGAUCCUAAUCAGAGGAUGUCAUCUCAAGCAUAGAUGUUCAACAGUACCAGCAGCUAGAAGAGAGACGCUUUCAAAUUUCUUCAGAAGGGUUGCCCAAGAGUUACUAGAAAUUGGAGAGUCUUUAGACUUAUAUAUUGAUUGCUAUAUUUGAUAUGUUUUCUUUUACGAUUUCUAAUUAUAUAUAUAUAUAUUUUUUCCUUA
Zingiber officinale is the source of this 2671-nucleotide messenger RNA. Its product is annotated as mitogen-activated protein kinase kinase kinase 1-like. Gene Ontology annotation, molecular function: protein kinase activity; ATP binding. The record is from RefSeq and is a predicted model, not a curated record. Lineage: Eukaryota; Viridiplantae; Streptophyta; Magnoliopsida; Zingiberales; Zingiberaceae. The coding region runs from base 31 to 1899 and encodes 622 amino acids. The transcript is spliced from 9 exons. Gene Ontology annotation, biological process: protein phosphorylation.